Prorocentrum cordatum is the source of this 1554-nucleotide messenger RNA. The record is from the annotation of a GenBank genome assembly. Lineage: Eukaryota; Dinophyceae; Prorocentrales; Prorocentraceae.
GUCGUGGAGCACCUUAUGAACAACAAGGCGAUUAGCAAGGCCCUCGGGCGCGUGCAUUCCCUGCUCCGGUUUGCUCAGGGCGCGGAUGUCCAGCAGCGCUUGCAGGACAUGUUCCCCAAGCCUGCGCGUCCGCUCGCUCCCCAGAGCCCUCACGAGGACGUUGCACCCGAGCUGAGGGAUGAGCUCGCGUCCCACCACAUCCGCUCUGCAGUCGCGGCACUCCCCCCCAUGUGCGGGGCUACGUCCCGGGUGAAUGCCUACGUCCGGGUGAAUGCCUACGUGAAUGCCUACGUCCCGGGUGGUUCCAAGGUCCUGGCGAGCGUGUUUGCGGACUUUCUCACGGGUGACGCUCCAGAGGAAGCCGUCCGAGCGUCGGCGGCCGCUGCCAUUCGCCUUUUGAAGCCAGGCUCCGAUGUCGACCUCCGGCCGCUGGCUUCACCUACGGCGCAUUGGAGGGCAGCGCUCCGCGGAUGGGGAUCGAUGUUCUCGGAUGAGGUCCGUGACGCGGUCGGCAAGUCCCAGGGACGGGGUCGCGUGGCCAGGCGGUCCUGUCGCACGCCGGCAUCUGCAGACCCCACCGUCACCAUCGCGGCCCUGGACGUUGCCAACAUGCACGGCAGCAUGUGUUUAGGGAUCAUCGAGACUGAGGUGCAGCACCGCGUCCCUAGGAUGUGGCCUCUGGUCUCCCGUUGGCUCCGCCUCGAGAGGCGCCAUGUGUACAAGGAUCCUGGUGGCGCCUUGCACGAGAUCGUCGCCGCCACAGGGGUCGACCAAGGGUGCCCUUCGGCUUCGUUGUUCGCCUGCCUCGGGGUCGCCCAGGUGCACGAUACCCUCUCGGAGCUGUCGACGGUGGCGGGCCUCCAGGACGACACCUACCUCCUCACGCCCCUGGCUGGCCUGAAGGCGGCCUUAGAGGCUGUUGCCUUGGCCUUCAACGCUGCAGGGUGCACGCUCAAGUUCCAGAAGUGUUCGGCCUGGUCGCCAGGGGCAUACGAAGUCGGAACAUCAGGGAUCCAGCGGGUGGAGGCGCCUCCCUUCGUCUUGAAACAGGCGCUCGCGCGCCUGGUGGCCACGGAAAGCGGAGCCCCGGCCCUCCGCUUUUCGGACCAGCGGUGCGAAGACGUAGCGGAGGAACGGCGGAAGACCUUGACGCGGCUCUCGGAGCUGAAGGCGGCCGGCCUUUCAGUCCACCACGCUGUUUCUCUCGCCCGUGUGGCGACCAGUGGGGGUGCAGUCUAUUUGCAGCGGUGCCAGCCGCUGACGAACGACAGCAUGCUCGACGUGGAUUCUGUCUUGCUUGAUGGAAUUCUCGACCUCCUGGGGAUCGAGCGCUCCGAGGUUGCGGCCGCGCUCCAUCGCCAGCGUUCUCGGUCCAACUUCGUCGCCUCUUGGCUCCUGGACCUGCCGGAGAACGCGGCCACCAUGGGGCUCCCCAGCGCGGCGGUGCUCUUGCCCAAGGCGCUUGCUUUGCGAGGGUGCCUCGAGACGGUCGUCGGGGAGAUGGGCGCGCAAGGCGUCAACCUCCCGGCCGCGCUCGACGACGUCCUGCGCACU